Pungitius pungitius (ninespine stickleback) is the source of this 2217-nucleotide messenger RNA. RefSeq names its product Krueppel-like factor 10. The record is from RefSeq and is a predicted model, not a curated record. The transcript has 4 exons. Gene Ontology annotation, biological process: regulation of transcription by RNA polymerase II. The coding region runs from base 368 to 1624 and encodes 418 amino acids. Lineage: Eukaryota; Metazoa; Chordata; Actinopteri; Perciformes; Gasterosteidae. Gene Ontology annotation, molecular function: RNA polymerase II cis-regulatory region sequence-specific DNA binding; DNA-binding transcription factor activity, RNA polymerase II-specific.
UCACCACGGGAGACGUUCCUUCUUAUGGAACGACAAUGGCGUUGGAAAAAAUGGUGGUGGAGCAGCCUCGCUGUAGGUCAAAGGUCAUUCAUUUACCACCAGGUCCACUACUGAUGGUGCCUCAGGACGAGUGUGUUGUCUCUCUCUCUCUCUCUGUUUUCGGGUCAGGGAGGGGUUGAGGGUUUUGUGUGGGCAGCCCUCCCUCCCCACACCAGGGAAGUAGGUGAAAGGGCCCGAGCAAUGGAAGAGCAGCAGAUGAUCAUGCUCACUUCACAUGAUUCCCUCUACGUAGUCUGAUUAUGUGGAUGAAUGGCUGAAUCAAUCCGCUUCAAAGCAUCGGUUGGAGAAAAUGUACACAGUCUAACACAUGUGCAGCAUGGAUGUUGAGGAGCUCCACUCAUCAGACCUCGGGGGUGAAUUCCAGCCUGCUCUUUUGGGGACAGGUGACAUGGAGGCUGUGGAGGCUCUGAUGUCCAUGAAUAAGCACCGGGAGACCAGGGGCUUCAGGCUGAGUCGCUGCAGGCCCCUGACUCCGUCCUCAGACUACUCGGAGGAUGACGCUGUCGCCUUUGGGGCCGCCACGCUUCGGGACUCUCUUUCGUGCAUGACGCCGCCAUACAGUCCACCCAACUUCGAGGCCUCCCACUCGCCCUCGGCUGCGACCUCGGUGUCGUGUCCGAGCUGGCAGCCGACAGAGGAGACUCGCCUCCAUGUGCGCACUGCCGCCGCCGCCGCUCCUCAGCGCCGCUUCCGAUGUGCCAGUGUGAUCCGUCACACUUCAGAUUGCGUUGGUCGCCGCGUCCCCGGCACGGACGGGCCGGCGCAAACUCGUACGAAAGGCCCUCAAAGGGAGUUGAGCUGUGAACGCUGGCUGAGCGACGUGGAGCAGUCCAACUCUGCUGCAGCGACGCCACCGAACUCCCUGAAAACGGCCGUGCCGCAUGUGGCUGAAGCCCGCCGGCUGAGUCCGUUAGGCCCGCUUGACACACCCAUCACGUCUACGGCUGUCUCUCCCGUGCCCGUCUACUGCCACAUCCUCCCCUUUUCCUGUCCUGCCUCCGCCGGUCGCCAGCAGCACCUGAGCCCGACGCCGCCAACCCGCGCGCUACGACAGCAAGGCCAAGCUUGUCCCGCCAAAGUCUUCGUCCUUGGAGGCCAGGUGGCCAAGGGCCCUGUGGUGCUGCUCGUCCCCCGGCCAGUUGCCCCAGCCCUCUUCGUCCAGCCGGCACCGGUGACCGCCACCGGCGGUGGCAAGCUAUUGGCCAUCGCGCCGGCGCCCCGUCGCGUCCCAUCGGAGCCAAGAGGGACCCCGCUGCGGCCAGAGGCGUCCCGUGCACGCAGCCAUGUUUGUCCCCGCGAAGACUGCAGCAAGACCUACUUCAAGAGCUCCCACCUCAAGGCCCACAUGAGGACACACACGGGUGAGAAGCCCUUCAAGUGCAAGUGGGAGGGCUGCGAGAGGCGGUUUGCCCGCUCCGACGAGCUGUCCCGCCACCGGCGGACGCACACGGGGGAGAAAAGGUUUGCCUGUCCUGCGUGCCUCAGCCGCUUCAUGCGAAGCGACCACCUCGCCAAGCACGCCCGGCGGCACCUAGCGAGAGGAGGACACCCUGCUGGGCAUUGAAAGUCAGCCAGUCCGCUGACCUCGACAAGAUCCCGCUGACCCAGCGCCGUGCAGACUGCGCUUUGGACUGUGGAGCCUCGCAGAGCAGUGGCUUCUUGUUUGCUUUUCUACAUGUCACCUGUCAGCCAAUGACAUCUGCUUUUAAUGAGCAUAGCCGAGUACGAGAAAAGUGACUAGAUCGUUUACAUUUGACUUCAAACUACUGCGUCCCUCAAAAGGAUCAUUUACACUGAAAUGAUCAAGGUUUACUAUUUACAGAUGAGCGCUUUGCACCUUUACCUGCCGGUGAUGUUCAACCAAAGAAUGUUUCAUAUUGCUCAUUUGUGCUACACCAGUAUCUAUUUUUGCUUAAAAAGUCUAUUUUGCACAACUCUGUUUGUUACAGGGACAUUACAAAUCUUUGUUACACUGGAACAAGUGUAUUUUCUUUGUUGUGUGUAAUCAAAGCCUUUAUUUCUGUUCAGUUCCUACGUGGUUUCGACUUGACACAUUUAGCUGCUCCAACCGAAGCCGUUUAUCUUCUCAUCAUUUUCCAAGAUUAGAAUGGGAUGAGGUCAUGAAUAUUAAUAAAAGACAGCCGCAGUGGUUCACAA